Molecule: messenger RNA, 1959 nt
Organism: Coffea eugenioides
Lineage: Eukaryota; Viridiplantae; Streptophyta; Magnoliopsida; Gentianales; Rubiaceae
Exons: 7
Coding region: 337-1698 (453 amino acids)
Source: RefSeq, a predicted model, not a curated record
CACGGGAAAAAAUCGUCUGCUCCUCGCACAUCAUAACCAUGUUUCGUCCACCACAAAACCUACUCUUUAACUGAUCGAGACGACGCCGUCGCCUGCCGUCUCUGUUGUCGCGAAAUUUGAUCGGAGAUCACGUGAAGUUCAUAGUCAGUUGUCUAGUGGAACUGGUUUCAUGUAGCAUUUGGGAGUAAACAUUGAUUGAAGUGGAAAAGCUGAAAAUGGCACUGUAGAUUUUCUUUACAACUGGUUUGUUUCUCGGAUAUCUGCUUAUCUGUUUUCAUUCUCCUGUAGUGGAAGUUUGGAAACUUACCUCUGUCUUUCCAGGACAAGGGUUAUUGGAUGCCAAAGGGUGGCGGACACCUAGGUGAUGGAGAAACAGUUUUUAGUAACUCCUCUAGAAUUGAAGCGAAGCGCACCCAUCAGUGGUUGUCUGAUGCUGCUGAUCAUGAGGUUUUUUCCACUAAAAAGCAAGCUGUUCAUGUUCCAGUUAGCAAGCAAAUUCCAGGAGUCCCCAUGACAAGUCUUGCUUGGGAGAAUGCUUCUGGAUUCCAAUCGGCACCAAACCAAUUCAUUGAUCGGUUAUUUGGUCCUGAUACAACCAGGUCGGCCAAUUUAUCAAGUCGAAACGUCUCUCAACUCGAUGUGGAAAACUCCAAUAUGAGAAAAAAAGUCAUAGAUGACCAACUUGGGGGUGACACAUCAGUUGGUUUGUCAAUGUCUUAUCCUUUACAAGAUCCAGAAACUUGUGUCAGCUAUGGUGGAAUUAGAAAAGUUAAAGUCAAUCAGGUUAAGGACUCUGAAAUUGGUUUGCAGGCAGCACAGGAACACAAUAUUGGUGUGUCCUUGGAUCGGGCAUAUAACAGGGAUACUGAAACAGCUUUUGUGUCUAUGGCCCAAGCUUUUGGUAAGGAAGCUGAGAGUGUUACCUUGAUGGGUCAUUCUCAUAGUAGGGUGGAAGUGAAUAUGAAACCUCUGGACUCUACCUUUCCAAAAGGUGAUGAUAGUGCAAUGUCACUCACCCACUCCUUCAGUAAGGGGGAUUCUAGUACGAUAUCCUUUGGUGGCUGUCAAGAUGAGCCGUAUAUGGAUGUUCUUGCUAGGCCUGUUAAUAGUAGCUAUGACUUGUUGUAUAAUCAGUCUUCCCUUCAAACAGCAGAAAUAAUUGGUGCAAGGGAUUUGGAAGCACCAAUUGCAGUUGCAAGUACCUCGCAAACGCCCAAAGGAAAGCCUGAUUCAGUCACCAAAAAUAAGUCAGAAAUGAAACCGACCAGAAAAGAAGCUCCGAAUAGUUUUCCUUCAAAUGUUAGAAGUUUGAUAGCAACUGGAAUGCUUGAUGGGGUGCCUGUAAGAUAUAUAUCUGUAUCACGAGAGGAGCUUCGUGGUACUAUAAAAGGUUCUGGGUAUCUUUGUGGUUGUCAGUCAUGUGACUACUCCAAGGCUCUUAAUGCUUAUGAGUUUGAGCGUCAUGCCGGUCAUAAGACAAAGCACCCAAACAAUCACAUAUACUUCGAGAAUGGAAAAACUAUAUAUCAGAUUGUCCAAGAGUUAAGGAACACCCCGGAGAGUUCGUUAUUUGAUGCCAUUCAGAAUGUGACUGGUUCCCCAAUUAAUCAAAAAGCCUUUCGCAUCUGGAAAGAGUCAUUCCAAGCAGCAACCCGUGAGCUUCAGCGCAUAUAUGGAAAGGAGGAACUUAAUCUAUGAUAAAGAAUGGCAACCCAACUGCUGCCCAUUUCAAAUGUGAAAUAGGAUAUCGUUUCUUGUGUGCAUAGAGGUAAAUACUUAGAUAUGUGGUGAAAUAGGACUCGGGCUCGUUCUCGUUUUGCUGUAAUUUGCUGCUGCAGUUGGAAUGUCACAGUUUGUUAAUCUUCCAACAUGCGAAGUCGAAUGGAGGCAAUAUAACUGCCACAAUAUGUAUAGUAUUCUGAAUAUUAUUUUUGGCAUAUUGAAGUCUCUCUUUCUAGA